Molecule: messenger RNA, 654 nt
Organism: Macrosiphum euphorbiae (potato aphid)
Lineage: Eukaryota; Metazoa; Arthropoda; Insecta; Hemiptera; Aphididae
Source: the annotation of a GenBank genome assembly
AUGGACCCACUUCUUAAAGAGGUCUACCCAGAAGACACCAAAUUAAUUGCUUACGCCGACGACAUCGCCCUUCUGGUGGCGGGCAAUACAAGAAAUGAAGUUAUUAACAAGACCGAGUCAGCCUUACAAACUAUCGCGGCCUGGGCUAACCGCCGAGGAUUACGUUUCUCUAGAGAAAAGUCGGUAAUGGUCCCGCUCAAAGGUGGCCUAGUCCCGGGUUUCACUGCGUCCUUUGAUGGUGAGCGCAUUAGAUCAGUCCCGGAGACAAAGUACCUCGGCCUGCACCUAAGCGAAGGAUUCAAUCUCCACGGACAUGCAGUUAAACUCCUCGAGUCCAGUACAGACGUCUUCUCUCGGCUCAAGUCAGUAAGGAGAUCUAAGUGGGGUGCGUCAGCAGCACUGUCACUUUUAAUCUACAAGGCAGUUUACAUCCCGAGAUUACUGUAUGGGUGCAAAAUUUGGUACCCAUCCGUAACAACCGCAGGCAUGCAUAAUAAGAUGGAGUCCGCCCAGAGAAGGGUGCUCUUGGCGGUCACUGGAGCAUACAAAACGACCUCAACGAGGGCCCUCCAGGUCCUCGCUGGCACGCCGCCGAUACAUCUACAAAUAGAAUCUGCUAUUAGAAUACAAGAUGGAAUGCAGAAAUCGGACUAG